CCGGUUUCUCUAUUUAUCCGUCCCUUGAUUUUAUCGCUCGUACUCCCCCGUGUUCCCUCCCGCCCGCACUCCUCUUUCUCUCCCUCUUUUCUUGCUUCUUGGUUUGGAGGGAGAGGGAGGAGGUGAGAUCUCUUUCUGGUCUGCAAAUCCCCAUUUUCUGUGAGUGCCGCCGCCGGGGAAGAUGAAGUACGUUCUUGUUUCCGGAGGAGUCGUCAGCGGGCUCGGCAAGGGAGUGAUGGCGAGCAGCAUCGGUGUGGUUUUGAAGGCGUGUGGUCUGCGUGUAACAUCCAUCAAGAUAGAUCCAUACUUGAACACUGAUGCUGGAACAAUGUCUCCUUUUGAGCAUGGGGAGGUGUUUGUUCUCGAUGAUGGUGGCGAGGUUGAUCUUGACCUGGGAAACUAUGAAAGGUUUUUAGAUGUCAAACUGACUCGUGACAACAAUAUAACAACGGGGAAAAUUUACCAGUCUGUCAUUGACAAAGAGAGAAGGGGUGAUUAUCUUGGCAAAACUGUUCAGGUUGUUCCUCACAUAACUGAUGCUAUUCAGGAGUGGAUAGAGCGGGUUGCCAUGAUUCCUGUGGAUGGGAAGGAGGGCCCUGCUGAUGUGUGUGUCAUAGAAUUGGGCGGAACUGUUGGUGAUAUUGAAUCUAUGCCAUUUGUGGAAGCUCUUCGCCAAUUAUCAUACCGUGUUGGCCCUGGUAAUUUCUGCCUGGUCCAUGUCAGCCUUGUACCUGUUGUUAAUGUUGUUGGCGAACAGAAAACAAAGCCAACUCAGCACAGUGUUCGUGAGCUAAGGGGUCUAGGUUUGAUUCCAAACAUUCUUGCUUGCCGCAGUACGAAGCCACUGGAGGACAACGUGAAAGAAAAACUCUCUCAAUUUUGUCAUGUUCCUGCUGAAAGCAUUCUUACAAUUUAUGAUGUCUCAAACAUCUGGCACAUACCUCUGCUUCUAAGAGAUCAAAAGGUCCAUGAAGCAAUUUUAAAAGGGCUAAACCUUCUAGGCUUUGCAGGAAAUCCGGAGUUGCAGGAAUGGACUGCAAGAGCUGAACUGCAGGAUAAGUUAUCUUAUCCGGUUAGAAUUGCCAUGGUUGGAAAAUAUACUGGUCUAUCAGAUUCUUAUCUGUCUGUGUUGAAGGCUCUGUUGCAUGCAUCUGUAGAAUGCUCAAGGAAAUUGAUGGUUGAAUGGGUUGCUGCUACAGAUCUUGAAGAUGCUACUGCUAGAGAGGAUCCUGAUGCCUUUGAAGCUGCAUGGAAUGUGCUGAAGAGUGCAGAUGGUAUUCUUGUACCUGGAGGAUUUGGCGAUCGAGGUGUUCAAGGAAAAAUCCUUGCAGCAAAGUAUGCUCGCGAAAACAGAAUCCCGUACCUAGGAAUUUGUUUAGGCAUGCAAAUUGCAGUGAUUGAAUUUUCACGUUCGAUUCUUGGCCUUCAUGAUGCAAACAGUACAGAAUUUGAUCCAGAUACAAAAAAUCCUUGUGUGAUCUUUAUGCCAGAAGGUUCCAAAACUCAUAUGGGAGGUACCAUGCGUCUGGGAUCGAGAAGGACAUAUUUUCACAUGGCGGACAGUGUCACUGCAAAAUUAUACGGCAAUGUGGGAUAUGUGGAUGAACGGCAUCGACACAGAUAUGAGGUCAACCCUGAGAUGAUUGAUCAACUGGAGCAGGCAGGUCUUUCAUUUGUCGGGAAGGAUGAGAGUGGCAAGCGCAUGGAAAUUGUAGAACUUCCAGGUCAUCCUUACUUUGUUGGCGUACAAUUUCACCCGGAGUUCAAAUCUAGGCCUGGAAAACCUUCAGCUGUUUUCUUAGGGCUUAUACGAGCAGCAACUAAUCAACCAAUUUUUGGUAUGCCACAUCCAAGCCACAACAAAAUAGCUACUAGGAACAGCAUGAGCAAUGGAACGGCAGCGCCACUCAAGUCAUUCAUGAAUGGCAAGAUAAAUGGUCCACUAAGGACCAGUCUCUACUCAAACGGAAAUGGCGUACAUAUUUAGAAAGCAAUUUGGUGGCCUUGGAAAUCUGUCACCGCUGGAGUUUUGCAGUUUUACUUGGAGGGGCUUUUCUUUUUUCUGUACAGCUUGCAGUUGAGUAGAUUCGUGGCUGGAGACUGACGAGUGCCGGAAUGGAGACCAAGCAACCUACUUGGUUCAAACAUGGACAAUAAUUUCCAUUUCAUGGCAGUUUUUCUGGGAGUUGUCUUCGCAGUUACCGAAGCAUUUUGGUUCAAAUAUGGACAAUAAUUUAGAUUUCAUGGCAGUUUUUCUGGGAGUUGUCCUCGCAGUUACCAAAGUAUUUAGUCUGUACUUGUGAUGGAACACCUAAAACACUGCAAGAUUGAGUUAUCUUGUCUCAGUUUGAACAAGAUCAUUCCCUAUAGUGGAAUGAUUUCUUA
Molecule: messenger RNA, 2385 nt
Organism: Nymphaea colorata (pocket water lily)
Lineage: Eukaryota; Viridiplantae; Streptophyta; Magnoliopsida; Nymphaeales; Nymphaeaceae
Exons: 24
Coding region: 182-1987 (601 amino acids)
Biological process (GO): CTP biosynthetic process; pyrimidine nucleobase biosynthetic process
Molecular function (GO): CTP synthase activity; identical protein binding
Source: RefSeq, a predicted model, not a curated record